GCAAAGAAGGUUCUCAAUGAAAACAAAAUGAGUCGCCUCAGGUCACUCACAUCCAAAUUAAAACCCUACGGCGUUGGUCUUCUGGUGAAGCAGACAACUGCCCCGAGGACCGUACUCUCAAGAUGUUGCGUUCAUUCUUCGGGAGGCAAAGAGCCGUUCUUAAGUGGCACCAAUUCCAGUUACGUGGAAGAAAUGUAUUACGCAUGGUUGGAGAAUCCGAAAAGUGUCCACAAGUCAUGGGAUGCGUUUUUUCGGAAUGCCGAGGCUGAGAUGCCGCUUGGUGGCACGAAUCACGUCGCUUCCUUGGUUGACAAAGAUAAUAAAACCUCGUGGACGCUUGGUCAGGGUCUUUCCAUGGCACCAGCCAAAGCGGAGAAGCUGGUGGAGGACCAUUUGGCUGUCCAGUCGUUGAUCAGAGCCUAUCAGAUCCGUGGCCAUCAUGUGGCUCAGCUGGACCCUCUGGGAAUCCUGGAUGCAGACUUGGACUCGUUCGUUCCGUCUGAUCUAAUAACAACACUUGAUAAACUGGGGUUUUACGGUUUGCACGAAGCAGAUCUGGAUAAGGUUUUCCGUUUGCCAACCACCACUUACGUUGGAGGUAAUGAAUCGGCCCUCUCGCUCCGAGAGAUCAUCAGGAGGCUGGAGGAUUCAUAUUGUCAGCACAUUGGGCUAGAAUUCAUGUUCAUCAAUGACGUCGAGCAGUGCCAGUGGAUCAGACAAAAAUUUGAGACUCCGGGUAUUAUGAAGUUCACAAACGAAGAGAAACGCACUCUCCUGGCGAGGCUAGUACGUUCCACCAGGUUUGAGGACUUCCUUGCACGCAAAUGGUCUUCGGAGAAAAGGUUUGGGUUGGAAGGCUGCGAGGUGAUGAUCCCAGCUUUAAAAGCAAUUAUCGACAAAUCCAGUGAGAUGGGAGUGGAGUAUGUGAUAAUGGGCAUGCCGCAUAGGGGCCGGCUUAACGUGUUGGCCAACGUCAUUCGUAAAGAUUUAGAGCAGAUCUUCUGCCAAUUUGACCCCAGCCUGGAAGCUUCAGAUGAGGGUUCGGGGGACGUUAAGUAUCAUCUGGGAAUGUACCACGAGAGGAUUAAUCGCGUCACAAACAAGAAGAUUACUUUGUCGCUGGUUGCCAAUCCUUCCCACUUGGAGGCUGUGGAUCCAGUGGUUCAAGGAAAAACGAAAGCAGAACAGUUUUAUCGAGGGGAUGUUGAAGGAAAAAAGGUGAUGUCCAUUUUACUUCAUGGAGAUGCGGCAUUUGCUGGACAAGGUGUCGUCUACGAAACGUUCCACCUCAGUGACCUCCCUUCCUACACUACCAACGGUACCAUCCAUGUUGUUGUGAAUAACCAGAUCGGCUUCACUACAGACCCUCGAAUGGCACGCUCUUCCCCAUACCCUACAGAUGUGGCGCGGGUGGUUAACGCGCCCAUAUUUCACGUGAAUGCAGAUGAUCCCGAAGCAGUUAUGUAUGUGUGCAACGUGGCUGCGGAGUGGAGAAACACCUUUCACAAGGACGUGGUGGUGGAUUUGGUCUCUUACCGUCGCAGCGGACACAAUGAAAUGGAUGAACCCAUGUUCACGCAGCCUCUCAUGUACAAACAGAUACAUAAGCAGGUCCCGGUGUUGAAGAAGUACGCCGACAAGAUGAUUGCCGAGGGCAUAGUUUCCUUACAAGAGUUUGAGGAAGAGAUAGCGAAGUACGACAAGAUCUGCGAAGAAUCCUAUACUCAAUCCAAAGAUAAAAAAAUUCUCAAUAUCAAGCACUGGUUGGAUUCUCCAUGGCCAGGAUUUUUCACUUUGGAUGGGGAACCGAAAAGUAUGACCUGUCCCCCGACUGGGAUACCUGAAGAUAUGCUUUUGCAUAUUGGCACUGUGGCCAGCUCUGUGCCCGUAGAUGACUUUAAAAUUCAUGGAGGGCUCUCUAGGAUUUUGAAAAGCAGAAUGGAAAUGACAAAGAACCACGUCGUGGACUGGGCGUUGGCGGAGUACAUGGCCUUUGGAUCGCUACUGAAAGAGGGGAUUCAUGUUCGUCUCAGUGGGCAGGAUGUGGAAAGAGGAACCUUUAGUCACCGGCACCACGUGUUACAUCAUCAGGAUGUGGACCGUCGUACUUGUGUCCCAAUGAACCAUCUGUGGCCGAAUCAGGCUCCGUACACCGUGUGUAACAGCUCGCUCUCUGAAUACGGGGUUCUGGGAUUUGAACUUGGCUUUGCCAUGGCAAGCCCCAACGCCUUGGUACUGUGGGAAGCUCAGUUUGGAGAUUUUCAUAAUACCGCCCAGUGCAUAAUCGAUCAGUUCAUCAGCUCAGGACAGGCCAAGUGGGUUCGGCACAAUGGGAUUGUCUUACUUUUACCCCAUGGAAUGGAAGGAAUGGGGCCCGAGCAUUCUUCAGCCAGACCCGAGAGGUUCCUGCAAAUGAGCAACGAUGACUCCGACGCUUAUCCGGACUUUACUCAAGACUUUGAAGUUUCGCAACUCUAUGACUGCAACUGGAUCGUUGUAAAUUGUUCUACGCCCGCCACUUACUUUCAUGUUCUAAGGAGACAAAUUUUGCUGCCGUUCCGAAAACCCCUGAUCAUCUUCACGCCAAAAUCUUUGUUGAGGCACCCAGAGGCCAAAUCGAGCUUCGAUGACAUGAAAACAGGUACAAACUUCCAGCGAAUGAUUCCUGAAAGAGGACCGGCUUCCCAGAAUCCUCUGGGUGUUAAAAGGGUCGUUUUCUGCACCGGGAAAGUCUAUUAUGAGCUUGUCAAGGAGCGACACCUUAAAGGCAUGGAUAAUCAAGUGGCAAUUACGAGACUGGAGCAGAUAUCCCCGUUUCCAUAUGAUCUGGUGAAGGAAGAGGUCGAGAAGUAUGCCGCGGCGGAGCUGGUGUGGUGCCAGGAGGAGCACAAGAACAUGGGCUAUUACGACUACAUAAAACCCCGCUUUCUGACCCUUCUGGACCACAAAAGACCCAUCUGGUACGUUGGCCGAGAUCCAGCCACGGCUUCGGCCACCGGGAAUAAGAACACUCACCUGGUAGAGUUACGAAGGUUUUUAGAUGCUGCCUUCUGCUUGCAUUCUUUUAAAGGGAAGAUAUUCUAAUGCGGUAGACCGAGGAACUCGAUUAACUUGGAAGAAUAACGUAGCGAUGAAUUAGUACAUUAUAUGAAUGCCUCCAAAUAAAUAACAUCGAUAUA
Spea bombifrons (plains spadefoot toad) is the source of this 3179-nucleotide messenger RNA. RefSeq names its product oxoglutarate dehydrogenase L (gene OGDHL). Bases 28 to 3084 code for a protein of 1018 amino acids. The transcript has 22 exons. Gene Ontology annotation, molecular function: oxoglutarate dehydrogenase (succinyl-transferring) activity; thiamine pyrophosphate binding. Lineage: Eukaryota; Metazoa; Chordata; Amphibia; Anura; Pelobatidae. Gene Ontology annotation, biological process: tricarboxylic acid cycle. The record is from RefSeq and is a predicted model, not a curated record. Gene Ontology annotation, cellular component: oxoglutarate dehydrogenase complex; mitochondrion.